AUGGAUACUAUUGUCUCUCAAAUUCAAACUCUCGCUCUCGAGGCUGGCCCAGCUGACAAGGCCAGGCUCCAGAGUGUCCUUCGCCAGGCCUUGUCCGAGUUGGAGAGUCCACAAGAUACUCUGAUUCAGCUAUACAAUGGACAUCUACGCAAUGCCGUUGUCCGUCUAGCUAUCAGCGCUGGCCUUUUCCGAUCGCUUUCCCAGAGCCAGGAUCCUUUAUCAGUCACCCAGCUGGCAAAACAGUCCAAUGCUAGCCCUCAGUUGUUUGAAAGAAUCCUCCGUUACCUGGCAUCGAACAAUAUAAUCGAAGAAGUCGGGCAUGGACAAUUCAAACCCAACAAGACAACUCAUAUCCUGGCAGACAAGAAGGCAGAAAUAUUUGCCAGCCAUUCCUUCGACUUCACCAGCCGCAUCGCCCAAGCAUUCCCACAAUUUAUUAUCGAAAACAACUACGAAGACGUAACUGACGGCACCAAAACGCCCUUCCAGAAGGCUUUCGAUACCGACCUCCAUUGCUUUACAUGGCUUGCCCAGCACCCAGAGCAAGUAGAAGAAAUGCAACAGGUGAUGAAAUCAUUCCGCUCAGGCGAUUGGAUUCAAGGAUUCGAUGAGCUCGAGAAGGAAGCACUUGACGCACAACAGGAUUCAGAAAGUGUAUUCCUUGUGGACGUUGGUGGCGGUUCAGGCCAUCAGUGUAUCGAGGUGAGAGACAGGUAUCCGGGACUCCAUGGACGACUUGUAGUCCAGGACCUCCCAGAGGUCGUCAAGGAAGUUCCCGAGAUCCCUGGGGUGAAGAUAGAAGCAAAUGACAUGUUCCAGGAACAAAAGGUCAAAGGAGCCAAAUUCUACUAUCUCCGCCGCGUCUUCCACGACUGGCCCGAUGCCCAAUGUAUCCAGAUCCUGCAGAACCUGCGGUCUUCUAUGGCUAGUGACUCGCGGGUUCUCAUUGAUGAAGUGGUCUUGCCAGAGACCAGUGUCCCUUGGCAGUCCGCUAUGGCUGAUCUGGCGAUGAUGAUCUUGCUGGGUGGGAGGGAGCGAACCCAGAAGCAGUGGGCAGCACUUGCUGAGCAGGCAGGACUGCGGAUUGCGUAUGUCCAUGCGUAUAAUGAUCCUGUGACUUUUCAUUCUGUGAUUGUGCUUGAGUUGGACCAUGUCUAG
Aspergillus puulaauensis is the source of this 1158-nucleotide messenger RNA. RefSeq lists its product as uncharacterized. The record is from RefSeq and is a predicted model, not a curated record. Lineage: Eukaryota; Fungi; Ascomycota; Eurotiomycetes; Eurotiales; Aspergillaceae. Gene Ontology annotation, molecular function: O-methyltransferase activity. The transcript has 5 exons. The coding region runs from base 1 to 1158 and encodes 385 amino acids.